This is a messenger RNA of Plutella xylostella (diamondback moth), 1436 nucleotides long. RefSeq names its product alkaline nuclease (gene Nuc). Lineage: Eukaryota; Metazoa; Arthropoda; Insecta; Lepidoptera; Plutellidae. Gene Ontology annotation, molecular function: nucleic acid binding; metal ion binding; single-stranded DNA endonuclease activity. The record is from RefSeq and is a predicted model, not a curated record. Gene Ontology annotation, biological process: apoptotic DNA fragmentation. Gene Ontology annotation, cellular component: mitochondrial inner membrane; nucleus.
AAUAAGUUUUUAUUGCAUAAUGAUGUUGCGUGGUUGUGUGCUGGUGGUGGCACUCCUGGCGAGUGCAUGGAGUCUUCCUGCUGAGUUGCCGGAGCCGGGGCGACUAGCUCUGGAGCUGGGAGAAGAGGAGUUCGAAGACUACCUGGACCAGUACCUCGCGCUGCAGCAGGCGAAACAAGCGAGCAACGUCUCCGAAUACCUGAGGACCCACAGCGGAUGCAACUUCCGCGUGAACGGCGACCUCGGGCAGCCGCAGCCGGUGUACCUGCGCGGCGCGCGCUACCUGUCAGCCGCUGACAACUCGGGGGUCAUCCAUCUGGACGCGGGAGAGAAGAUACGUGUGGUGUGCGUGGGGAAUAACCGACACAUCGCUCAUGCGGCCUUGCUUGAUAUGGACAGCGUUGUUGAGGAUGGUAAAGCGACAUGCGUGAACGGCAACAUCGUGUACGGCAGCGGCUGGAUGAACGACGAGACGCCCUUCGGCGAGCUGGUCUGCUCCGGCCACUCCGUCAGCACCGCCGAGUACACGGGGGAACGCUGCUAUAACAACAACCACGUCAUCAGAGUCGGCCACGUGGUGGACGGCGUGUUCCACCCGUGGUACUGGUCGUGCUUCGACCAGGCUCGCCUGGAGGUGCUCUACGUGUGGUACGAACAGAACCCGGACAACGCCGUGCACCAGACCAGCGUCUCACGACCCGGCUGGAACGCCGGCACCUUCUACCCAGGAGUAGCCAUCAACACUCAGUACACGCAAGUGCAGCAGAAGAUAGAGAUCGCCGGCUACGUGGGCGAGGAGUUAGCGGACAAAUACGUGACGGCCAGGCAGUACCUCGCCCGCGGCCAUCUUAGUGCCAAGACGGACUUUGUGUUCGCCACCGGCCAGCGGUCCACCUUCUUCUUCAUCAACGCCGCUCCGCAAUGGCAGCCGUUUAACGCUGGCAACUGGAACUGGCUAGAGCAGAACCUGCGCGCGCGCAUCGGCGUAGCUCGAUACCGCACGAUGGUGUACACGGGCACGUUCGGGGUGAGCCAGCUGCGCGACCAGGCCGGCCGGCUGGUGGACAUCUACCUGCACCACGACGCCAACAACAAUCCUCAAGUGCCGGUGCCGCUCUACUUCUAUAAGGUUGUAUACGACGAGUCCCGCCAACUCGGCACUGCGUUCGUCAGUAUCAACAACCCUUACUACACUGAAGAGGAAGUGAAAGCCCUGACUUUCUGCACUGACAGAUGUAGGAACAACCCCGACUUCGCCUGGAUCGGCUGGCAAGUGGACCGUAUCGACCUGGGCUACAGCUUCUGCUGUGACGUGGACGAUUUCAGAAGAACCAUUCCCCAUCUACCCGCUUUCACCGUGAAUGGGCUUUUAGUGUAGCUCGUUUACACGGCAAAAUAAUAGGAGGACACAAUAAAAUUUAUAAUGGAAGACUGAA